ACCUCCUACCAGUCCUACCGCUGGUGAGAUCACUGACUAACGCAAGCUGAUUGGGGAGAAUAUAAUAGUUAAAAGAUUGGAUAUCGGUAUCACUUUCUUAAUUGACCCUUAUGAGUGCAGCGUUUAACGGUAUUUUUACUUUAGCCAUUUUGUCUUCCCAGUACAAAACACCAAGAUUGUGGACUAAAACAAGAACUUAACCACAAUAUGUGCCACCGGAGUGGAACCAACAGUCCCUUUGAAUAAGACAUUGCAUUAAACCACUUUCUACUUGAGCUGGCGUUCUCUGCCGUGAACCGUGCUCCUUCCCUGUCUUCUCCCCCUGUGGCGGCCAUGCAGACCAACCCGGUCCUGGUGGAGUCCGCAGUUGUCUUUUCUGUCGUCAUGUGUGUCCACAUGGCCGUGUGGAACCAGCACUCCUGGUGCUGCGUGGCCCUGGUCAUUCAGGCAUUCUACGUGCAGCACAAGUGGGACCGUCUGCUUCGCAAUGGCAACGCCGUGUUCCAGUGGCGCCCGUCGGCCAACAGCGGCAUUGUCCCGGCUGCCAUGGUAAUGCCGCUGCUGGGCGUGGCACUGCGGGAGAAGUGCGCCGCCUCAGGGAAUGUCUACUUUGAGCGUUUCUCCAUGGUGGUGACAGUGACGGGCAUGAUGCUGGCUAUGUUCCUGUCGCUCCUCGCGCUGGGCAUCACACGGCCCGUGCCCACCAACACAUGUGUGAUCGCGGGCGUGGCGUGCAGCGCCAUCCUGUACACGGUGAAGCAGACGCUCACCGUGUCGGAGGUGAUCGAGGUGCUGGAGGUGCUGCUGAUCUUCGUCUAUCUGAGUCUGAUCGUGCUCUACCUCCUGCCGCGCUGCUUCACGCCCGGCGAGGCCCUUCUCGUGGUGGGCGGCGUCAGUUUCAUCGUCAACCAGCUCAUCAAGCGCUCGCUCAACCUGGCGGAGGUCAAGGGGGAACCGGUCCACUACUUCCUGCCGGUGGUGGUGGUGGGAUCUCUUCUCCUCGGUGUGUUUUUCGCCCUGCUCUUCUGCUUCAUGGAGUCUGAGACCUGGGUGUCGUCGCUGUUCUUCCACAUGAUGACGGCCGUGCUGGGCCUGGGUAUCCUCAUGCCCUGGCUCUCCCUCCUCAUCCGCCGUCAUCCCAUCAUGUGGCUGCUGGACUUUGUGACUCUGAACGACAGGCGUCUGUGCCUCCUAGGCUACUGGGUGCUGCUGGCCACGUUGGCCACGCUGGUGGUGCUGCACCAGAACCACCAGCGCCAGUCGGGAUCCAAGAAGCACCAGGCCUCCACGGUGGUGAGGAAGUACUUCCACCUCAUCGUAGUCGCCACCUUUGUCCCGGGCCUGGUGUACGACCGCCAGCUCCUCCAUGUGGCAUCUGUGGGCUGCCUCGGGGCCUUUCUGCUCCUGGAGUACGUGCGCUAUUUCCGCAUCCGCCCGCUGGGCCAGGUCCUCCGCCAGCUACUUUCCCUGUUCCUCGAUGAACGGGAUUCUGGACCGCUCAUCCUCACCCACAUCUAUCUCCUCCUGGGCAUGUCCCUGCCUAUCUGGCUGUUCCCGGGGCCCUGCGCCCCGAAGGGCAUUCUUCCGGGGGCGGGGGGCCUAGUUCCCUAUGCCGGUGUGCUGGCUGUGGGUGUGGGGGACACUGUGGCAUCAGUGUUUGGCAGCAGCCUGGGCGAGAUACGCUGGCCGGGCACCAGGAAGACUGUGGAGGGCACAGCCACGUCAGUGUUCGCCCAGAUCAUCGCCGUAGCCAUCUUCCUCAUCUUCGACUCCGCCAUAAAUCUGAACUCCACCUACUCGUGGAUCGUGGGCUCCAUUACUUUGGUGGCCAUGCUGGAGGCCUACACCUCACAGAUAGACAAUCUGCUGCUGCCACUGUACCUCUUCAUCCUGCUACUGCUCUGAUGACCCCUGUGGAGCUCCAAACACGGUUGGGUUUGAUAUUGACCGCACUAGGCAGCUGCAGCUGACUGACUGAUCUACAAAUCAUAGUGAAUGUUCGUUUGGAAUGCCAGAUUAUUUGCAGAUCAGUUGGUCUUCUCAGUCUGUGAUCAGCAACUGAGAAGAUGCACUCAAACUACAAAGUAAGUCAGAGGACAUAGGACCCUGGAGCUCAUUUUGGCAUGGGCAGCACAAUUAAGGACUUUCACCUUUUUUGAAUGCACUCGACAGUUGGCAAUAUGCACACUUCAGUGUUUGCCAACGCAGAUUUAGUUAAAGAAGAAAAUGUACUACUUCAAAAUGAAGGUGACCUGAAUCGCAUAGCCCGUGUUCUCACUAAUGCCAUAAUGGGACAGAUGUAAUGAUGUCUAUUACUCAGACACACAGUGAGAUCUUGACCUGUAACAAAGGGUCAUGGUGGAUAGGUUAACCAAUAUACAUUGGGAGUAUUUUUAAAGGAAGCCAUGGAGAUCCUCACCGGAUGGCUGUUUAGGAAUUCUUGUCUUGUUGGUUUGUGAGAGCAUAGUCACGGUCACCGGCUUCACCGAUAAUUUCUCUCUACUAACAAGAUUGCUUUUUCUCCACGCAAAGUGGCUGGCACAACAGAAGGAUGAACUUCAAUGUAAUAGCACUGCUAGCUAGUGAAUGAUCCAGCAUACAUUGAGAAAUACAUGAAGAUGACUGAUGGUACACACUCCUGAUAUUGCUCCUAAUUUUGUGAGACUUCCGCCCGGAGCAUGACCGUAGAAUCGUAGUUCAUCUAGAGUAGAAGCCAUUUUAACAUGUGCACUAUUUUAAUUUUCAUAUCAGUUUGCUUGAUUUGUUGUUCUGAGUUCAGGUUCAUUAUUGUUAGGGCACAUCAUAGCAGAAAGGGUUUGCAACAGGAACAUUUUAUCAAUGUUUACUGUUAGAAAGGAUCGUUGUAGUCUGUUCUUGUUGGUCAUUUUUCUUCUGUUUGGUGCCUAAUAAACACAACCCGGCUUUGUCUGGACUUGGAGAUGGGGGUGGAUUUCACUUGAGGAUGAAUGUUCCUGGGUCACUGCAACACUCAAAUGACUGAAUCGUACCACAGAUGUCCAGUAAAAGUGGACAAAAUGUAUUUUGGCCUGAAUUAUGUUUCCUAUCCUAAUCAGCUGUCUUUAGGACACAGUGCUAAAGGACAAAUGUCAGUGAUUUGUAGAGGGUUUUUUAUGUUGCAAAAGAAAAUGUACCUUUGUAAAGCCUUUUGAAGAACAUAAUUUGAAUGAAUUUUUGGGGGGUUCAAUUUCAUCUAAUUACAUUUCAGUAUAUUGUAUUUACCUUUCUUGCAAUGUUAUGGACUGAUUGCUGGAUGUAUUUGCCUUAAGUAUAUUUUCUAUCACACAUUAACUGGUACUACUGUAAAUAAUCUAGCUGACAGCAUGGUUUUGUGUCAAAGUAGACUGGUUUAUACUUAUGUAUGACAGCAGUUUAUACACUAUAGCAUGACAAAUAAUUUGAAAUCCUGUACUGUACCAUACCCAACUAUCUUUUCAGUUUGUCUAAAUCCUUUGUCAUCUGUAGGGAAUCCUCUACAUAUGCAUUUAUUUGCUUAGGUUAACAUUCAUCCAAUUUGUAUAUUAUAAAUGAACUGUAGAGAUGAUAUAGCAGAGUCAUCAUUAAUAUUACAUUCAUGUUUUUUUUGUAUUUAUAAAUGAUUACAUGUUUCCUGUGUUUUGGCUGCAGGAAGCUAUUAAUGGUGUACCGAAAGUAACUACAGUACCUAAACUAUCUCAACAGAGAAACUAAUAGAUAUUGAUGCACCUGUUGCUCUCAGAUGUACACUUCUUUAAAGUUUUGGCUGUGAUGUCAUGUCAACGACAAUUAUCCAUAGAAACUAAAGUACCGUAGCCUGGUUGAAGCCAAUGGAACUCAGUUCACAGUGCACAUUCCAGUUUCAGCCAGGGUACAGUCCUCCAUUACGUUUGCGUUGAGUUCGGGAGAGACUGUCCGUCAAUGUGACAUUUCAUGAAGUAGUUGUUUUUAGGCAUGGAACCGAUGCAGUAUUUGAUUAAUCUGUAAUAAAGAUGUAUUUUGUUCGUUUGCUGUUUCUAAUAAUCUGUAAUGGUAAUUUAUGAGCUUGGUCCUGUUUUUGCUUAUUUUGGUUUCUGUCCCUAUCCUUGGCUUGGACGGGAUAUGCUGGUAUUGCGUGGUACAGUGAUGCAUCAUUAAAGGGCUUUUACGCUA
This is a messenger RNA of Esox lucius (northern pike), 4146 nucleotides long. RefSeq names its product dolichol kinase (gene dolk). The coding region runs from base 334 to 1905 and encodes 523 amino acids. The transcript has 2 exons. Gene Ontology annotation, biological process: dolichyl monophosphate biosynthetic process. Gene Ontology annotation, molecular function: dolichol kinase activity. The record is from RefSeq and is a predicted model, not a curated record. NCBI's taxonomy places the organism in Eukaryota, Metazoa, Chordata, Actinopteri, Esociformes, Esocidae. Gene Ontology annotation, cellular component: endoplasmic reticulum membrane.